Hydractinia symbiolongicarpus is the source of this 3503-nucleotide messenger RNA. RefSeq lists its product as uncharacterized. Bases 1425 to 3503 code for a protein of 692 amino acids. NCBI's taxonomy places the organism in Eukaryota, Metazoa, Cnidaria, Hydrozoa, Anthoathecata, Hydractiniidae. The transcript is spliced from 27 exons. Gene Ontology annotation, molecular function: zinc ion binding; protein binding; nucleic acid binding. The record is from RefSeq and is a predicted model, not a curated record.
GAGUUUCAUUUCACUCUAGUUCUUGUAAUGCUGGUUAUGAUUAGGACAAUGCGAAAAUGCUUAAACAAGAAUUUAAUAAAUUUGAUCGUAACGUACGCGAAGCAUUGGAAAUACAGUUCCAGGACACCUCACCGCGUAGUGAACAUGGCCUUAAUCUAGACGAUGGUCAGUAUGUGACGACGAAAUUCUUGAAGCCAAUGUUCGCGUACCUUAAACGGAAGUCGUUACAGUGACGUCGUUUUGAUGUCAAUGUAAUGACAACCGUUAAAAAAUUUUGUAUAGUCUGAUUAAGACCUCCAAUAUGGAGGUCGAAAUAUUACCAUAAAAGUAUAUAUGCUGAACGACCAUGUAUAUGUUUCUUUAAAGUAUAUGUAAUGUACAUUUUCUACUCAACUUAAAAAACGAUUAUCUUUUUCAUAUUUUGGACAUAUAUAUAUAUAUAUCUUUCACUGAUGCCAAGUUUUAAUUUUCCUGUAUUCAUACGUCAUAUGGAAUUAUGAAAUUCUGUGUGUAUUUGCACAUUUUUAAGAUUCUUAAUUGCGUAAGGUAUAUAAAUACAGUAUUUUUUCAAAAAAUGAAAUUAAAAGAACUACAAAAUAACAUAAUUUUUUAGAUCGUUUUUCACUGAAACAGCAAAAAAAAUUGUUGUCCAACACAAAAUACACAAGGGUUUCGACUUGCACUCUAGGUUUACCUGUACUUUAAGCAUUCUCCCAAUAAAAGUUGACCAAAUAGCUAAAAUUGUGUUGUUUGAAAUAACGUAUUAUGCAUAAUCUCUUCAUAAGUUUAUUAAAAAAAAUAAUGUUACUUAUAUAUAAAUCAAAUUGCAAAAGUCAACACGUAUUUCUGGUUUAUAACUAUUAUAUAUCCAAAACCUCUAGUGUAAAGUUAUAUCCCGCAUAAAAUUUCAAUGUGCUAUAUUCUCUUUUAUUGACCUUUUCACAGUUUAAGUUGUUCACUUAUUUUCUGUAUUAAAAAAGGAAGUAAACGGAGUGAAUUUAAUAAGACCAUGGGCAUUAUAAAUAUUUUGUAUUUUCUAAAAAAAAUGGUUUUAAGGCAUGAAAAUUUAGUAAGUUAUUGCCAGUAACCCUACUUAAAACAUAUUGAAUGAUUUGUAACUUUUCUUAAUUCAUAACAGUUUACUUCCAUUUUUCAAUUCUCAAAAAAGAGCAUUGUAACAAAAGAAAGAUUUAUUUAAACAAUAGUUAGUUAAAACUGUGAACUCUUGUAUUGCCUAAUUUAUUUAAUGUUUUUAACAUCAUUUUUAUUUUUUUAUUCUGUAUAUGUUUUGUGACAACUGCUAUUUUAUAAAGGUUAGCCAUGUUUGAUGUUUGGUGCCUUAUUGUCUAUCCUUAUUCAUAGGAAAUACUUUUUCUUAGUUAUAAAGAUAAAGAACCAAUAUUGAACUAAACUGCUAGCUUGACAUGAACGCUGCUAGGAAAUAUCCAAAACGAACACAGAUUGACCCUUGGCAAGCAUUAAUAGAGAAAGGAGAUCCUGAGGAGGGUUUCCAAAAAUAUUAUAUUCAUUCAAAAAUUGGUUUUGGAGUGUUCGCAUCAAAUGAAUAUAAGGAAAAUUCUCCACUACUCCUUUACAGGGGAGAAUUGAUAACCCAGGAGGAGGCUCGGAAAAGAUACCAGAACUAUCAAGAGGAAGGGCUGGGAAACUACUUGUUUGACUUUAAUAGCAAUGGUGAAAAAUUAUGCAUUGAUGCCACACAUUCCAACUGCUUGGCGAGAUUCGUGAAUGAUGCCCCAUCCCGGUGUGCCAAUUGUAAAAUGGUGUUACUGGUUCGUGACAAAGUGCCGUAUCUAGGCUUAAAGUCUCUAAAACUCAUAAAGACUAAUGAAGAGCUUAGAUACGAUUAUGGUGACAAAUGCAUGUUGUCUUGGAGAAAGCAGAAGAACUUGUGUGUACCAUUACAUUUAAAAGAUAUAAAGAAUCAGGGUAAUCAAAAGCUGCAGCAGAGUUCCAAGGUUUUAAAAUUAAUUGCACCUGUUAACAUGGCAUCUGUUUCUUGUGCUAACGUUGGCAAAAGAAAUAGUGCAGAUGAUCUUAGUCAACCACCCAGAAAGCUAAAAAAGAUCUCCCAUGCUAGUAUUCUGAAACUGAAGGAAGGGCAAAAAACUGUAAUUGAGGUUCUACCUCAAUUACAGUUUUUUGCCCUACCUACAAGUUUGUUCAAGCCAUUAAUAUAUAAGACGAAGAUUCCUAAUCUUCACUUUGAAAAGGGCUGUCUGUUUAAAAUCGACAAGGAAAUCAGAAGAUAUGACUCGUGUGAUACAAGGGCCACUAUUUUAAAACCUCAAGAUGUUGCCAAUGAUGGCUUUUGUGAAUGUUGCAAGAUACGUUACACAUCACUGCAACAGCACCUCGACAGUGAUCGUCAUAAAAGCUUCGUUACUAAUAAAGAAAAUUAUGAUAAAGUCGACCAGUUGAUAGCUAAAGGAGUUAGUUUUGACGACUUUGUCGAAGCAUGCAAGAAGAAAGCUGCUAAAAAGAUUCUGAAAAGAUGCAGGAUUUCCUUUGGUUGUGAACAAUUAAAAAACGAAUUGAAAUUGGACAUUGGAAACACGAGCGACGAAACCAAAAAAGAAAACAAAGAAAGUCCUCUUAACGAUGGUCGACAAUUUGAGGUUACCUUCGAAGGGAUCGAACCUUUGGAAGAAACUCCUCUUAACGAUGCUCCACAAUGUGAUGCUACCGUGACAGGCGUCGAACCUUUCAAAGAAACUCCUCUUAAAGAUGCUCCACAAUGUGAUGUUACCGUGACAGGCGUCGAACCCUUCAAAGAAACUCCUCUUAAAGAUGCUCCACAAUGUGAUGUUACCGUGACAGGCGUCGAACCCUUCAAAGAAACUCCUCUUAAAGAUGCUCCACAAUGUGAUGUUACCGUGACAGGGGUCGAACCCUUCAAAGAAACUCCUCUUAAAGAUGCUCCACAAUGUGAUGUUACCGUGACAGGGGUCGAACCCUUCAAAGAAACUCCUCUUAAAGAUGCUCCACAAUGUGAUGUUACCGUGACAGGGGUCGAACCCUUCAAAGAAACUCCUCUUAAAGAUGCUCCACAAUGUGAUGCUACCGUGACAGGCGUCGAACCCUUCAAAGAAACUCCUCUUAAAGAUGCUCCACAAUGUGAUGCUACCGUGACAGGCGUCGAACCCUUCAAAGAAACACAUGGUGUUGACUUCAGGAGCGAAACUGUAAAAAAAUAUAAAUACAAACGGCAACAAUUUACCUGUCCAGUGUGUAAGAAGGCAGUAUAUAAUCUCCCGAGACAUCUUCAGGGAAAAGAUCACAAAUGGACGGCCGAGUCUGCCAAGGCUGUAGUCAGCCAUUUUUCUUUACGAAAAAAAAAGAUCAAGAAUACUGCUACUGAAAGUUCAUCGAAGCAGGACUAUCACACCCUUCGUAUAUGUCCGUUGGGACAGUGUGUCAAAGUCGUGAAAAGGUUAGACGACCACCUUUUAAAUUUUCACAAGAUGAAACGCGAUACAAAAUAG